AUGUCUCACAAAUUUGUAAUUGUUGGUGCUGGUCUUUCUGGAUUGAGCAAUGCAUUUUUCAUUAAGCAUUUUUUCCCAAAGGCUUAAAUAACUUUAGUAGAGUAAUCUAAUCGUGUCGGUGGGAUGAUCAUUUCAAAUAAUAGAAAUGGAUUUAUUUGUGAGGAAGGUCCAAGAUCAAUAAGAAUGGGAAAGUACAAUAGACCACUAUAUCAUAUUCUAAAUAAGAUCGGACUUUAUAAAGAAUUUGUGCCCAGUAUUCAGUAGCCAUAUAGUUAUAUAUAUUGGAAUGGGAAAUUAAAUGCUGUUCCUCUGCAAAUGAAUUUAGAAACAAUAUCCUAAUUUGUAUAGGAUAAUGGAAGUGGGGAUGUCUUUAAACUAAUAAAAGCAUAUCCGAAGAUGUUGUUUAAGAAACUAGAUACGGACAAUUUGGGAGAUUACUUGGAGUUGGUAUUGGGAAGGGAUUUGACUGAAAAAUAUGCUGAGUCCGUAUUUUACGGGAUCUAUGGGGAAUCAGUGUAUAAUUUAUCGAAGGCUUUGUGUUACUAGAAGAGUCAUAUGAAAGGAUAUGAUGAAUAGCAAAUAAGCAAGGAUUUGAGUUUCGAUAAGGACUUUGAAUAGGCGAGGGAUUAGAAAUUGAAAGGAGCAAAUAGUUAUAGAUUCAAAGAAGGUGUAGAGUCUCUACCAAAGAGGAUGCAUGCUUAUUUAUAAGAGACAUAUGAAUCGGAUUAUAAGGUGAAGUUGAAUUCGAAGGCUAAGUGUAUUGAUCUGUCAAGAAAGGAAUUGGUAGUUGAGAGUAGGGAGGAAUAGGAGGAGUAAAGAUUAAAUUAUGAUUAUUUGAUAUUGAAUGCUCCUACUCAUCAGUUAUCUCAGAUAAUGAUUAAUUCUAAUUUGAAUAAGGUUGGGGAGAUGUUCAGAGGAGUUAAGUGCAAUACAUUGGUGACUAGAAAUAUAUGUUGGGAUCAAAAGAUAUUGCCUAAGGAAUUUAAAGGCUUCGGAUAUUUAAUAAAUCCAAAGUAGUAGUAGGUGAUUUUGGGGAUGGUGGCAGAUUCACUUUCCUUUCCUUCGUAAUAUCCUGAGAAUGCUACCAAUUUAUCUGUUAUGUCAAUAUAUGAUGUGAAUGAUCAUGUGAUUUUGAGUGAGUUGAGUAAACAUUUGGGAGUGAAGAUUCCUGAUCCAAAAGAGAUAGUCACUAAAAGUUGGUCAAAAGCAUUUACUCAAUUUUCACCUGGACAUUAGGAGGAAAUGAAGAAGAUAGAGUCAGAAUUGAAUGCAAAAAGUAUAAUAAUAGGAGCCAACAAUUACACACUGGCUAUCCCAGAAUUGGUGUACUUGUCCUAUAGUAAGGUGAAACAAUUAUAUUUGUGA
Molecule: messenger RNA, 1365 nt
Organism: Paramecium tetraurelia
Lineage: Eukaryota; Ciliophora; Oligohymenophorea; Peniculida; Parameciidae
Exons: 4
Biological process (GO): heme biosynthetic process
Cellular component (GO): mitochondrial inner membrane
Molecular function (GO): protoporphyrinogen oxidase activity, oxygen as acceptor
Source: RefSeq, a predicted model, not a curated record